Acanthosepion pharaonis is the source of this 1731-nucleotide messenger RNA. The record is from the annotation of a GenBank genome assembly. NCBI's taxonomy places the organism in Eukaryota, Metazoa, Mollusca, Cephalopoda, Sepiida, Sepiidae.
AUGUUGAUAUUCUCCACCGGGACAUUUGGCUCAUAUCCCCACGACGUGAUAAUUCUCUCGGAUAUCUAUCUCAUAUAUCCACGAAUCCUUAUCCUAAAAGUUUCCUUGGCUCUCCCAGACAUCAGUCUCACUUCUCAACGACGCCUUAUCCUAAAAGCUGAAUUAACUCAACCAGAGAUUUCUCACUUCUCCACGGCGCCCUGUCCUAAAAGUUGCCUUGGCUCUCCCAGACAUCCGUCCCACUUCUCCACGACACCCUAUCCUAAAAGUUGCCUUGGCUCUCCCAGACAUCUGUCCCACCUCUCCACGACGCCCUAUCCUAAAAGUUGCCUUGGCUCUCCCAGACAUCCGUCCCACUUCUCCACGACGCCCUAUCCCAAAUUUUGCCUUGGCUCUUCCAGACAUCCGCCCCACUUCUCCACGACGCCCUAUCCUAAAAGUUGCCUUGGCUCUCAAAGGCAUCCGCCCCACUUCUCCACGACGCCCUAUCCUAAAAGUUGCCUUGGCUCUCCCAGACAUCCGUCCCAUUUCUCCACGACGCCCUAUCCUAAAAGUUGCCUUGGCUCUCCCAGACAUCCGUCCCACUUCUCCACGACGCCCUAUCCUAAAAGUUGCCUUGGCUCUCCCAGACAUCCGUCCCACUUCUCCACGACAUCCUAUCCUAAAAGUUGCCUUGGCUCUCCCAGACAUCCGUCCCAUUCUCCACGACAUCCUAUCCCUAAAAAGUUGCCUUGGCUCUCCCAGACAUCCGUCCCAUUCUCCACGACAUCCUAUCCUAAAAGUUGCCUUGACUCCCAGACAUCCUCCCACUUCCUCCAACACCCCAUCCUAAAAGUUGCCUUGGCUCUCCCAGACAUCCGUCCCACCUCUCCACGACGCCCUAUCCUAAAAGUUGCCUUGGCUCUCCCAGACAUCCGUCCCACUUCUCCACGACGCCCUAUCCCAAAUUUUGCCUUCGCUCUCCCAGACAUCCGCCCCACUUCUCCACGACGCCCCUAUCCUAAAAGUUGCCUUGGCUCUCAAAGGCAUCCGCCCCACUUCCCACGACGCCCCAUCCUAAAAGUUGCCUUGGCUCUCAAAGGCAUCCGCCCCACUUCUCCACGACGCCCCCAUCCUAAAAGUUGCCUUGGCUCUCCCAACAUCCGUCCCAUUUCUCCACGACGCCCUAUCCUGGCUCUGUCUCUCCCAGACAUCCGUCCCACUUCUCCACGACGCCCUAUCCUAAAAGUUGCCUUGGCUCUCCCAGACAUCCGUCCCACUUCUCCACGACGCCCUAUCCUAAAAGUUGCCUUGGCUCUCCCAGAUAUCCGUCCCACUUCUCCACGACGCCCUAUCCCAAAGUUUGGAUUGGCUCUCCCAGACAUCCUUGCCUUGGCUCUCCCAGACAUCCGUCCCACUUCUCCACGACGACUUAUCCUAAAAGUUGCCUUGGCUCUCCCAGACAUCCAUCUCACUUCUUCACGACGCCCUAUCCUAAAUGUUGCCUUUGCUCUCCCAGACAUCCGUCCCACUUCUCCACGACGCCCUAUGCUAAAAGUUGCCUUGGCUCUCCCAGACAUCCGUCCCACUUCUCCACGACAACUUAUCCUAAAAGCUGACUUGGGUUUCCUGGAUAUCUAUUUCCUUUCUACACAACACCUUAUCCUUAAAGCUGGCUUAGAACUCCCGGACACCUGUCUUGCAUCUCAGAUGACGCCUUAUCCAAAAUGCUGUCUUCGCUUUCCCGGAUAG